AUGGCCAUCAGAGGGUGGGGGUGGGCCCGAGCCCCUUAUCCAGGACUUAGCACGGCUAUAGGAGCGCGCGCCGGCACUGGUGCUUCCUGCUGCGGCUGCGGCAAGGCCGAACUAGGGAAUGAUUUUCGGGAAAAAACGGUAGAUUUGGAACAACAGACUGAACAGCCUAAUUGGUUUGAUCGUUUAAUUCUUUGA
This is a messenger RNA of Loa loa (African eye worm), 195 nucleotides long. RefSeq lists its product as hypothetical. Bases 1 to 195 code for a protein of 64 amino acids. The transcript is spliced from 2 exons. Lineage: Eukaryota; Metazoa; Nematoda; Chromadorea; Rhabditida; Onchocercidae. The record is from RefSeq and is a predicted model, not a curated record.